UUAAACUUUUAUUCGCAGUCUGUUAUUGUUUUCAUGUUACGCCGAUAGUGUUAUUCAGUGUUCAUUUUAGUCCAAAACUUUACAAUGUCUUUUUACCGACGCGCUCAUAAACUCAAUCAAUUCUCGCGGUUGCUGCACACUUUUCCCGGUAAAGCGACGACAGCCGGUUCCACCCGAACAUCCUCAGGAAUUUUGGCCACCCAUCAGCGAGAUCCCUCGGGAUCUGCUCAGCGGUUAGCAUUAUUCAAUGCCGCUGCUGCUGUAAGCAAUGGCUGCUCCUUCCAUUACAACAGCCAAAGGCGCAACUUUUCCAGCCAAGCACCGGACGAUGUGCCUCCUCGGGGACGGGGUCGUAUGCUUCCGAAGCUGAUGGACUUUCCGGAAAUCAUCUGGCCAUCGGUAAUGAAAUCGGUUAAAAAUUGGAUAAUGGUGCACUUCAUAAUCCGGCCGUACUUUGACCGGGAGUUCAGUCUGCCGGACUUUGUUCAGGGUGCCAAACAGGCACUGCAGGUUGUAUCAGCUUCCCUGGCGGGUGGGGAACUUAAAAACCUCGAAGGACUUGUAGAUCGGCAAACGGUGAACGAUUUGAAAGGAUCGAUCGAAAAAAUGUCCGUUGCUCAACGGUACGAGUUGAUGAUAUUAAAAGAAGACAUCUAUUUCUCGUUCCCGUAUCAGGUUGGUGUAAUGUUUGACGAAGAAGACGAAGCGAGUCAAAAGCGAUUCGUUGAAAUUACGAUGGUAUUUCACGUACUAAAGGGGUUGAAGGGAAUGGUCGAACGGGGAGAGACAAUACCACUGAAUAUUGGUGUCAUGCCAGAGUAUCGCGACAAAAUCAGUAUCUGCAACUAUCGGUUCAUCAAGGAAUUCACCAAAGGCGUCGAAUCGGACUGGACCGUCAAUAUUGUGAGCCACUUCAAGCCGAGUGACUUAAUAGACGAAGAGGAACGCCAAUAAUGUGCGCUAAAAGAUUUAGAUUUAGCUAGUGGGAUUGUGUAUAUUUUGUGAAUAAAUACUAAACGCGACAAGGUUGUC
Molecule: messenger RNA, 1032 nt
Organism: Ochlerotatus camptorhynchus
Lineage: Eukaryota; Metazoa; Arthropoda; Insecta; Diptera; Culicidae
Product: m-AAA protease-interacting protein 1, mitochondrial
Exons: 4
Coding region: 85-954 (289 amino acids)
Biological process (GO): protein insertion into mitochondrial inner membrane from matrix
Cellular component (GO): mitochondrial inner membrane
Molecular function (GO): ribosome binding
Source: RefSeq, a predicted model, not a curated record